AUGUCGCUGAAGCCCGCGCCCAUCGCGCAGAACCCGUACUUCUAUCCGACUGGAAACACGCCGGCUGUGUGCUUGACUGAUACGCUCGCGCCGGAUGUUGAUGCGAAUGUGCUCUUGCUGGGAUGCGGUGACAUUCGCAAUGUUCUUUUCACCACAUUUAGCGGCGCGGCUUCAGAUCGAAAGCUCGACUUCACCUGCUGUGACCUCGAAGCAGAGAUUAUCGCGCGAAAUGCAGUCGCUCUGACCUUGAUCGCCAAUGAUGCGGAAGGCUCUCACUUUCAGCAGGUUUGGAACAUCUACUACCAUGUCUUUAUUGAUGAUGAGUCUAUGCAAACGCUGCAAGCGCACGUCAAGAGCCUCCUCCGCCAUGCUCAAUCGCUGGAAACCUGGAAGCAAGGUCCGCAUGCCUCGUUGAUCCGCUUCUGCGAUGAAACCACCUUUGAAGCUGUCGUCAAGCUUUGGAAGCUGUAUGCUGCCGACUCAGCAUCCGGCAAAGACUAUAACAUUGUCCAGACCCGGCUGAAGGAUCAAUGGAAGACAGCUCAACGCCACCAAAUCGACAAAGUGGGCGAUGGUGUAGUUUUAGACGGCGUGCGUGCAGCUGCGCCUGCGCUGUCUGAAGCCUUUGAUGAUGUGAGCAAGCUAUACCGUACCUUCUGGAGCACAGGCACCUGCUUGAACGGCAAGGCUGCUACCAAACUCAGUAUCGCCAACCCCAUGUUUGGGUGUCUUCGCAGCAAUCUCUUGCUCCACUACGGUCAGAGCCCACUCACCGGUUUCCAUCUUGCACCCGCCUACACACAGCUGGCAACGAACUCUCCUUUGACAGCUAAACUAGCUCAAAAGAUAUGGCCCACCAGCCCAAAGGCGUUGCAAGUAGCGUUUGAGCAAUUUGUCGCGUGGAUUACUGCCUUCCGUCAAAACAUGGAUCGUGUCACCGUUCGCUUUGUCAACGCAGAUGCCCUCGCAUUCAGCUACGUGCUCCGGAACCAACAGGCAAACGGAAAAGCUGAGGACCCGCAUUGGUAUCGUAGCCCUUGGACCUUUGAGCGCCUUGUUCUCAGCGAGGCAGAGUACACUGCGCCAUGCUCUGCUCCGGUGAUAUUCAAUGUCAUCGACACCUCUAACUUGAUGGACCAUCUUGGAAGCAUCAAUCUGCUCGCAGCCGUAGCGCCACUUCUUGAGCGUACGAAAGCGUCAACCAUACGCACUGAGAUGAUGGUGCCGCGAGAGGCCAGUGUUGCAGAGUCCACGAAGGUGCUUCUUUGCGGCGACCUUUCUACAAUGGCCUCACUCUUUGGGCUGAAGCCGAUUCAGUACUGGACAAAUGCUACAGCCACUUGGAGUAUAAGCCAAGCCAUGCUCAGAGAUGUGCCCAAGCUUAAGCAUCUUUUUGGUAUUCUGUCUCGUCCGAUAAUUCUCUGGAAGCCUCUCGAUAUCUCGAGAGUCCGCUACGAUGCCAAAGAGCUUGCUCGUUUCCUGUACAACGUCUAUCUGAACAUGCAUUCCGAUGAAAGCUGGGCGGGCCGGUUCUCGGUACUUGGUCUCAUGGAUCGCGAACUAAUGCAGAAGAAGAUGCAAGCCUUCGAUCUGUACACACGAGCCGGUUUGACAGCUUUGCUGCGAUGUAUCAAGGACCUAGACCUCGUCGACUGGCCUCAGUUUGUCAAAGAGCUUGUUGCAGGCUUUAUCCUGAAUGACGGCAAUCUGAAUAUGGGCCCUCACCACUUUCAAUCUCUCUGCGUCAACCUUGAGAUAUUUUCCAUAGCUCAGGUGGAUCAGAUAUUCGAUUGGUGGAACCCUCGUUCCUUUCUUGCAGAUCUGCAAGGACCUUUCGAGUGUUGGAACAACAUACCCUCUGUCGUCUGCGUCACUCUGGUAGUUCCUCACAACGCCAUCACAAUGUUCAGUGAUGUGAAAAAAGGGAAUGGGACCCCUCUGUGCCAGAUACAGAUUCAGUCCUCUCGUUCUAACAAGGAGGCCUUCUAUCCUGACAUCCAAUUAGGCUUCGGCACUGUCCAGACGUCAGGCAAACCGUUCAGCAAUCAAUACAACGUGGCCAUUGCUGCGGACUCAGAGGGUUGGAAAGGGACGUCGCCCCUUGUUGUCUCGGCGAUGGUUUCUACUGCCUCCCUCGUGGAGUAUGGGGAUACUGCGGCUCACGUAACCUUCGCGCUCAAAAGUACCCCGUCAACCGCGGGGCAUUUCACGUCAAGACUGGGAUUGCUACUGCACCUUCACCGAUCAAGGGUUGGAAGGAAGGAUGUUUACAUCACGCGUUACCGCCCGAGCACAACCAGUGACCUCAUGGUUGGCUUUACGCCUCCACCAGAACGAUCCCUCAUUGAGCCUGGAGUCGCCAUCAUCAAGCCUUCCUUAACUGCGACCCACGUUACCUCCGUGCAGGUGCAGUAUCAUGUUACGUCCGAAGCUGCGAAAAGCCUCUUGCAGAACGCUGCAGUGGUUGCGGUGGAGCAACCGGGGCCCUUUGAACUGGAGCUAAACAUGGGUUCGAAACUGGAAGAGCGUCUCGAAGUACCGUUUCCACUCGACACUACCGCCUCCAAGACUAGAAUCUCUCGAAAGCAAUGCUGGGUCGAGUUUACAGCUCCUGUUGCGGACAUCAAUUUCAUCGCCAAGCGAGCAGACGCCGUGUUUCCAGUUCAUGUGCAAAGGGAAGCGCCGUCGCUUGAACAUCUCGCAUACGUGGAUCCAGAUCCUUUACCCAUGCUUCGGCUCGACACUGCUAGCUGGCUCGUCAUGCACACAUCAUACGCAGCUACCAUGUCAGGUUACGAAGUCAGACAGUAUGAAAAAGCUAAGGCAGACGAUGCGCUCGCCAUGCCUGGUCGUUUGGGGGUCAAAGAAAGCUUGCAUAGCAUGUGUAUGCAUAUGACUGGACUGUGUGGGCUUGCCAAGUCGAGCCGGUUCUGCUUGACAUCCUCCACAAGCCCUGUCUGCAUCAUCCUGGUCGACUGUAUCCGCAUGGAUCUUUCACACCAGACCGUCUUCCUCGACGCUGCUCUCCUUUCCCCUCUGCCGGCCGCGGGCAACGGAAGUGCAGAUCUGACGUCUGCACUAGCUGAACUCAAGGACCUCGUCUGCAUCACCAUCAACGACGACGAGACGCUGUUUUGGAAACACCUCCUCCCAGCCUUCGCUGAGCGAUGCCGCCAGUGGAAGCACAAGGAUACGUGCGAGUAUCAGGCUACCCGCAGCAUCCCCGUCUCCACGGACAACAAUAAGCCACUCGUCUGCAGCUGCGGCGUCGGCAUCUUCCCAGCCGACUAUCUCAAGAGCACCGCCCCUUUCAAGAUCCUCGCUAACCUCGCCGUCCGCAUCGCCAUUCCUGUCAUCUUCGCGUCGCCCAUCAGCAAAGACGACGUUGGCCCUGUCGAUGUGAAGGCCUCUCACCGGUCUCCUGCCACCCGUACGCGCACUCAAGACGCGAAGCCGGAGAAGCGCGGGUGCCUGAAGUGCGGCGCUGCGACUACGAAGGCUGGCAACAAGUUGCUGAAGUGCGCGAAGUGCAAGACGGCACAGUACUGCUCGCCAGACUGUCAGAAGAGGGACUGGAAGAAGCAUAGGCAGGCGUGCAAGCAGAUGCAGGAGGAUGGUGUGGGGGAUGAUGCGGCGUAA
Messenger RNA from Boeremia exigua, 3639 nucleotides. RefSeq lists its product as uncharacterized. The coding region runs from base 1 to 3639 and encodes 1212 amino acids. Gene Ontology annotation, biological process: regulation of transcription by RNA polymerase II. The transcript has 4 exons. Gene Ontology annotation, molecular function: DNA-binding transcription factor activity, RNA polymerase II-specific. The record is from RefSeq and is a predicted model, not a curated record. Gene Ontology annotation, cellular component: nucleus. Lineage: Eukaryota; Fungi; Ascomycota; Dothideomycetes; Pleosporales; Didymellaceae.